Panicum hallii is the source of this 1076-nucleotide messenger RNA. RefSeq lists its product as uncharacterized. The record is from RefSeq and is a predicted model, not a curated record. Bases 30 to 716 code for a protein of 228 amino acids. The transcript has 6 exons. Lineage: Eukaryota; Viridiplantae; Streptophyta; Magnoliopsida; Poales; Poaceae.
UGCAAACCCCUCCACCGCACCGUGUCACUAUGCAGCGGGUCUCGCAGCUCGCGCUCCUCCGCCUCCUGUCGCCGCCGUCCGCCGCCGCGGCCGCUCGCCGGGCUGCGCCGGUGACCGCGGAGGCUGUUUCCGGCGGAGGAUCAAUCCUACUGCCCCGUGGCGGUGGCGCCGGUGUGGCCGCGAGCAUUUGGAGUGGUGGCGGCCCUGGGAUUCGGUUGGCUCGGAGGCUCUGCACCUACGACGAGAGAGAUGACAGGGCGCUUGAGGAGGAAGCUGAGAAGAAAUUUGGAUGGAUAUUGAAGAUAUUUUUCCUAGGAACUGCUGGCCUUGUUGGCUACCAAUUCUUUCCAUAUAUGGGGGAUAACCUACUUCAGCAAUCUAUUUCACUUUUGCGUGUCAAGGAUCCCUUGUUCAAGCGGAUGGGAGCUUCCCGGUUAACACGUUUUGCAGUGGAUGACCAAAGAAGAAUGAAGGUGGUUGAGAUGGGGGGAGCUCAGGAACUUCUUAAUGUAUUGGAAGGUGCUAAAGAUGAUAAAACACGUAAAGAAGCUCUAAAAACUCUUGUUGCACUUUCAAAAUCUGAAGAAGCUGCAGGAUUUUUGGACAAGGCAGGUGCCUAUGCAAUAGUCAGCUCCACUCCCAACUCCCCAGAAUACGCUGAGAUCGAGACUUACAAGACUAGUCUUCUGACGGCCAUAGAUAAACUGAAGUCAUGACGUACGAAUGGCAAUGGAUAUAAGAGUUGAUGCAGCGAUACAUUUAUUCCAUACUUUGCCGAGGCGGAAAAUGCCCAAUAUUUUGAAUGGACAGAAUUCAUACUGGCGGUCUUUUGGUGACCAUACAUCGGCUUAUUCUUUGCUGGAAAUGCAUGUCUUGUACAUUUGUUGUGAACAGGCAGCACUUUCACUAUGCCUUUUCUGUGGGCCAAUAACAAGAGCUUUAUUUGGUUAAAGCAGGGUUUACAGUCCAAACUGGCAGCACGUGGACAGUGUCGGGUGCUCUUUUGUUGUAUGAUGCGCACUGAAUUGGUCUUUUAUUCGAGGAACACAUUGGUCCAGAUUAACAAUACCAGUGAA